Camellia sinensis is the source of this 908-nucleotide messenger RNA. Lineage: Eukaryota; Viridiplantae; Streptophyta; Magnoliopsida; Ericales; Theaceae. The record is from RefSeq and is a predicted model, not a curated record.
UUCAUUGAAGCCUGCAAAUAAAAUUCAUCCUCUUCAACUUCAUGCACCCAGAUCUCAUUUCCCAGAUGUGGACCCAAAAAUCUCCCAACUCCAAACCCUAGCUCAAUCCACCAGCAUUUGCACUUCCAAUCGCCACCGAAAUUCAGGAGUAGUGUAGUGUUUUGGUAACAAUAUGCAGCACAUUCCGAACACGAUUGAGGACCAGUUGAUAUUGAAAGCAAUCAAGGAAGAAUGUCCUUGGGAGAGUCUUCCGAAACGGCUUCAAGCCGUUCUGAAUUCCAAGGAAGAAUGGCACAGAAGCUGUUUCCUUAUCACCUUGCGGAGUAUGUUUGCCGUGUAAUGAGGGUAUCACCUUUCAGAUAUUACUGCGAUAUGAUUUUUGAAGUCAUGAAAAAUGAGCAACCUUAUGACAGCAUCCCGAAUUUUAGUGCUGCAGAUGCUUUGCGACUUACAGGAAUAGGAAGAAAUGAAUUUAUUGAUAUCAUGAACAAGUGUAGAUCUAAGAAAAUUAUGUGGAAGCUGAACAAGUCAAUCGCGAAAGAGUUAUUACCUAUACAACCUGUGGACUUUGUGAUUGAGCCAUGGUGGGGAGUUUGUCUUGUCAACUUUACAUUGGAAGAAUUUAAGAAACUCUCAGAAGAAGAAAUGGCAACAAUUGAUAAAGUUUGUAAGGAGGAAGCAAAUUCAUUGAUACUUUUUGAUCCUGAAAUUGUGAAGGGCCUUUUCCGAAGGGGGUUGAUCUACUUUGAUGUCCCUGUUUAUCCUGAUGAUCGUUUUAAAGGUAAUUUCUUUGCAUCCAGAAUUGUCAUAUCAAAAUUAGUUGCUUAGUUUUCCUUUUAUUUUUUUUCUCCUGUUUAUGUCUUCUUCUUCUUCAUCUUCAUCUUCUUCUUCUUCUUCUUCUUCUAUUU